AUGGCAUCGCCGCCCGCUGCCGCUGAACCGUCCAAGGCCGCGCGUGCGCCACCAGCUAACCCGGGGCAAGCCACAGGAAGCAGCGGCGACGACGGCCAACAAGACCAAGGCGCCUCUCGAAGCGACGAACACGGGCAGCCUGAGCAACGAGUCCCACCUGCCGCCGAGCCGAUGUCCGAGGCGUCCGGCGAUGGCCAACUCCUCACGGACGGGAGGGCCUCACACGAGGGCGUAGCGGUACCGGCGCGAGCUGCUGUAAGCGAAGGUCAACUCCUCGCGGAUACGGGGGCCUCACACGUGGGCGUAGUGUUGAGCGCUGCCCUCGCGAGAGCAUCGACGGCCAGCGCCAGCAUCCCGAGCAGCCAUGGUGACGGGGGAUGCCGAGUCUCACAGUCAACAGCAGCUUCUGCGCGCAGACUCCAGUCCGCGGCAACAUCGUUUGCACGCUCGUCUUCCGUGCCCCCGCGCGUGCGUCUCGUCACACCGCGCUACGUCUUCAGUGAGCACGGAGUUCCUGUGUCGCGGCCCGCGUUGGUGGGGGUGCCAGCUACACUGGCGGACAUCGCUGCUGACGCACCCGUCCGAGAUGGCGUCGAAGGCGGGUGUUUGUCGGAUCGAGACUUCGCCGAUCUGGCGCGAAUCAUACGCGAGGACGUGCGCGCCAACACAUUGCAGCCUGUUCUGACCAUGCCGCUGCCACAAGCAGCCUCUCUGGCAGCUUCAGGCGCGCAGGUUCUGCGCGAGGCGCUUCCCGCACUUCGUUACUUCGGUGUGGAACAUUUCGCGGGUCACACACUGGCCUCGCCGCGUUACCUUCACUUGCUUCUUGCGCACAUUCGGGCCCUGGAGCAACUCGUCCAAGAUCCGCAAGUCGCGGACACGGCAGCAUGGUUGACGGAGUGUCGUCGCCUGAGCCACGAGCUCCAGAACCAGCGGGCAUUUUGGUCCGAGCGCGUCAAAGUUGAACGUCGGCGCGGCAUUGCAGCUCACGAACGCUUCGUUGACGAGAGCAAGCGUCAUCAUGCGUUUGAAGUCCAAGAACGAGAUCGGCGCAUCGAGGAGCUGACGACGCGCCUUCGCGCAAGCGAAGAAAUAGCACACCAAGCCGAGGCAGCAAGUGGCUUGCUUGAGACUCGACUACGGAAUUCCCGGCUUUCAGACCCUUGGUCCUUAAUGGACUUCCAUUACCAGACGGGCACAGCCCCGCCUCCAGAUUGGGUGACGCGUGUGAACGUAGAGGACUUGCGGGCGUUCGACUUCAACGCGCCUCCGUAUCCAUCAGCCACGGAACGGGCCGCGCAGUCCGAUAAUGCAGUGGAAAAGCAAAGCCGUGGAGAUUGUGAGGCGCUGGAGGAGGCUGAAUCCGAGACCAAGGCUCCAGCACCAACCUCGGUGCUGUUCCAAGUCACUUCUGAGGAGCUUCAACGCGUGACCUCUCCUCAUCGAGACUCAGCCCUUGGGCAACCUCCCAUUCCUGAGAAGAAGACGCCCACGCCCAGCGCCAAAUCCAAAUCGCCGUCCAAGCCUGCACGUAAUCCGAAGCCAGCUGCCAAAGCCCGGUCUGGGUCCGCAGAGGAGUCUAGCGAGAGCUCACACUCGGUGGUGGACUUGACACACCCGAGCCUGCAACAAUGCAGCCUCUGUCUCAGCCUCAAGCUCGGCCUAGCGACUACUCGGGAAGUUCCAGAGGUGCACGUUCACGCAACGCCAAUGACAUGGAGUGAAGUGCGCGCCGACGUCAAGGAGCUCACGCUCUUCGGGACGUCGUACUUGGACUCGCUGGCGUUUGCGCGGAUGAACACUGCGUUGCAUACGCAGUUCCGGCAAAAGGAGCUAAUGCCGAUGCUGGAAUCAAUGGCGUACUGGAACCGGAUGGAUUCCACGCCGUGGGUUCGCAAUGUCCCAGAGUGCUUCUUGGACCAAGCUGUGCAGAACCUCUCCCGGCGUACGAGUGCGCCUCCAUUCUGGCCUGACUUGCCGUCCGAGAGCUUGUCUCCUUCCGAGUCCCUGUCUCCACUUCCAGGCAACUCAGACAGGGAUGAUGGCAGCAACACCUUCCAGUCGGACUUCUCAUCUCUCUCCUCGCAUGGUGACACGGGGGAUGAAGACUACUCGGCCCGGAAACGCAAGGAUUCAGGCCAAAGUGGUGGGUCCUCCAAAAGGUCCAAGCCUCCGGCUAAGGCGCGGCCCAGCUCAGUGUCAACGCAAGACCUGGUGGUUGUCAAAGUCCCAGCCUCGAAGUACCGGCUGUACAAGAAGGCGCUGAAAGACAUGACGCCCCAAGAGAAGGACAUCAUCGAGAUUCCGGACCCCACCGACAAAAGCUGGCGUUACUUCGGGAUUCUGGUCCAGAAGCAGCCGCUGACCAACCAGGUCCCUCAGAAUCUGGGAUUUCCCAGCUUCGUGCCAGUCAAGACUCAUAUGGACGAGAUCAAAACACGUUGGGACCGAGCCAAAUACGAGAAGCUACUCCAAGCUGAACCCUGGGCUGCCAUGACAAGCGCGUCAAGGUCUUCUACUUUCACUUGCGCCAACAGCUCCAACUGGAUUUCCUUCACGGGAUUGCUCGCUUCAUCGGGUGGAUGCGCAAAGCCGCUCGGCUCUACUGGGAAGGCGGACAUUGGGUCACAAUUGACGAAUCCGAACCCCAAUCCCGAGGCCUUCAUACCGACCGCAAAAAGGAUUCGUGCCGACAAUUUGGUGGGAACCUGGUAUCUGGGUGGCUGCCCUUGGAUCUGGCGCGACUUGGAGCACGAGCCGGACGUGUUCAAGCAGCUUGCUGCUUUGGACGAAGACGAACCCAUCAGAACCCAGUGGGCGGCGCGACGCAACGACGACGCCUUCCUGCGUCUCACCCCAGUCGAACUUCGCGCAGACAUGCUGAAUCCCACGCAGCGCCGCCAGAACCCGUUACCUCUGCCGCCAGCCUGA
This is a messenger RNA of Phytophthora sojae, 2931 nucleotides long. RefSeq names its product Eukaryotic/viral aspartic protease, active site. The transcript has 6 exons. The record is from RefSeq and is a predicted model, not a curated record. The coding region runs from base 1 to 2931 and encodes 976 amino acids. Lineage: Eukaryota; Oomycota; Peronosporomycetes; Peronosporales; Peronosporaceae.